AUGUCCUCAACUCCGACCGCUACUCACUCUCUUCACUGCACCGCCGCUCCGAGCCGAUCCCUCACCUCCGACAGAGCUGCCCUUGGAAUCUUUGGACCGAAACUUUACUCACUUUACAUCAAUUGGCAAACCAGUAUCGAGAAUCCCAACCAAGCAACGCUUUACCCGUCAAAAGCAGUAUGGAAAAGAACAGUACAAGCGGUGCGAAACCAGGAAGUGGGAGGAAUACCCAGUGCGCAUACAUUCAAGACCUUCAUGAAUACGAAACAGGUCAAGGAACAGCUUUACAUGCAAGAUGUAGGAGAUUGUUCGACUGUCGAAGACGGCGAAGACAAGGGGGAAAUGGAAGAGGAAUCCCUAGAUCUACUUACCACACGCUUCUGUAAGCACCCUGUCCAUCCCGGCAACCCUUGGAUGGGCGAUGUCUGCCCGGGGUGCCUCAUUACUCAGUGUAUCGCCUCCCUUGAUCGGAUUGCACAUGUCUGGCGCCUUGUCGGUGGACCCUUGAAGCCUUAUAGCUCCGGAGACCCAGAAUUGUCUCAUAUUUACCAUGCAGCUAAGCGAAUUUGGCAUGUUGAGAAAGUUCGAUGGGCUAGUCUGGUGGACGUGUACGAGCGGUACGCAAAAGAAGAGGUAUCAUGGGAGGAAGACUCUCUGCAAACCGGCUUGGCAAUUCCAGCGUCAGUGAUGGGAUCUAGUAGCUGCAUGAAAGCGCUGGAUCUCGCGAUACUAACCCCAUUCCUUGCGGAAGGAUGGAGCGAGUUCUUUGUACCAAAGAGGCGCUCAAAAAGGUGUUGCGUCGGAGGCGAGUCGCAAGGAACCUCUGCUACUGGGGAUAAGGAAAACGAGACCCCGCGUUCUCCACCUAGUUCGCCCAAGCCGGAACAAGAAACAUCGUGGUACCUGGAUGGGGUCUCUGAUGGGUUAGAGUCAGACAAACAGAAUGAGAAUGGUACCAACGGAGCGAAUAUAAUCUUAUCUCCCCCCAACAAAUCGACCCUUACACAAUACUCCCCAUCAGCCUCCUCAGAUUCGAGCAUCUACGCUCUACCACCAUCAUCGAUAACACCAUGCUCCCCACCUCAAACUCUGUCCCAGCUUCAUCUACAUUCUCCUCCUAUGUUUGGAGUAUACUUUCCCGACGACCUUCCGCCACCUUCAUCACGACGAUCAACAUACUACCAGCGAUCCUCUCCUUCGUAUACACCGGGUGAACACGCCAGUCCACCAGGUAGCGUAUGGGUCGACACAAGCUUCAUGAGCGAUUGCAACUACGAUCGUCUCGGUGGCACACAAGAUGAAGACGAAGAAGCGGAAGAACAUAGAAAGAAGUGGAACAAUUAUGCUAACGAAAUGCUUCAAAUACGCGGAAAGGACUUGACAGAUGAUGGCAUGAACAUAGUCUUUGGGGAAGAGGUAGAGGGGAUGGAGGAUGACUGGAGUGACGAAAGCGACUCCGAUGACGAAAAAGACGACCUCAUACACACAGGCAAGGAGAUCCUGAGCCAGAAGAGAUUACCCGGUCAGAUCACGAGGUUGAGUAUUCAGCGACCAGUGUUCUUGUUUAGUUGGCAGAAGCAAACAGAAGCAAGGGAAACAGACGAGACGAGGGGCGACGCUACGUCACAUGAGUUUGAAGACGAAGACGUGGAACAAGCAAUGCGAGAGAUAACUCCCGAAGCGGUGGAGCCUUCUAAACAGUCAGCAGCAAACAUCGAUAUGCCAAUGGUUGUCAGUGGCAGAGCGGAGGAGAUGAGAGUGGUGUCGCUGGCCGGACCGGAGACCCAAGUAUCUCCUCGUCGCCGGAGUCACGAGGAGUUCGAUGGAUCUGGAGAGACGAAGGAAGGGGAUGGUGUGAAGAGAUCCUGUCACUAG
Molecule: messenger RNA, 1875 nt
Organism: Alternaria arborescens
Lineage: Eukaryota; Fungi; Ascomycota; Dothideomycetes; Pleosporales; Pleosporaceae
Exons: 1
Coding region: 1-1875 (624 amino acids)
Source: RefSeq, a predicted model, not a curated record